This is a messenger RNA of Homarus americanus (American lobster), 1282 nucleotides long. RefSeq names its product leucine-rich repeat-containing protein 4-like. Bases 240 to 1187 code for a protein of 315 amino acids. NCBI's taxonomy places the organism in Eukaryota, Metazoa, Arthropoda, Malacostraca, Decapoda, Nephropidae. The record is from RefSeq and is a predicted model, not a curated record. The transcript has 7 exons. Gene Ontology annotation, cellular component: extracellular matrix. Gene Ontology annotation, molecular function: protein binding.
UCCUCGACUUCUCCGACAACGAGCUGGAGGACCUUCCUGCCGGGGUGUUCCAGCCACUCGAUGCGCCUACCACUCUCAUCCUCUGGAACAAUAAAAUAACAAGUAUUGAUGAAAACGCGUUCGUCGGGUUGCGUGCCCUCACCGUACUGGACUUACGCUACAAUAAGAUAAACACGCUACCCAAGGAUGUGUUUAAGGAUUUGGUUCAACUUAAGGAGCUUCAGUUGGGAUUCAACCCCAUGGUAUUGCUUAACUCUACGCUGCUGUCUCACACCCCGGCCCUUAGGAAGCUUGACCUCAGUUCUCUGGGACUACAUACCAUCCAUCCCUCCUUCUUCCCCAGGAACCUCACGUUCCUUGAAGAGUUGUCUCUCGCCCACAACCACCUCACCGUCGUGCCUUCCAAAGCUCUUUUUAUCUUCCACGACUCUCUCACCCACCUCGACCUGUCUGGCAAUCCCUUUGAGUCUCUGGGUGCGUACUCCUUUUAUGGGCUGUCUAACGUGAAGACACUGAUCCUGGAACAGAUGCUGAAGCUGGAAAGCAUUGACGCCUACGCUUUUGGAGACCUCCACCACAUGGAGACCAUCGUCCUCCGGUACAUGCCAAAGAUCCAGUCCAUCCACCCAAAAGCUUUCCACGAGAUAACGUCGGACCACAAAGAGAUGACAAGGAACGACAUGGCCAUCAGGGUAGAGGACUUCACCUUCUCGUUCUCCAUCCUGACGACCCUGCCAGAGGACCUGCUGCCUUGGGAACACCUCCGUCAGGUCUCCCUCGUGUACAACCAAUGGAAUUGUGACUGCAACAUGAAGUGGGUAAAAAGCUCCCCCUUGAUGGAUCUGGUUGGAGUUCGCAUGGUGUGUUCACAGCCUCCGCGCCUACGUGGUCGCCACCUCAAGGGCGUAGAUGAAAAGGACCUUCUCUGUGGCCACGAGAUUGCCUCAUCAAGGAAGGCCUUCGGAUUCCUCGCGGGACUGAUGGCUGUUGGAAUCGUUGCGAGUCUAGGGACGGUGGCGCUGCUGGUGUACUGGAGGCGUGGAUGGCUGUGUCGUCGUCCAGCGGGAGUCUACACCAACAUUGAGCGCACCCCAAAAACUAUCACUGUGGCCGACGAGUUGCCAUGGGACAACCCUGAGUUUCAGUCCGGCAAUGAAAAUUCACAAGAUUAUAGCGUUUUAGACUAGACAACAAAUUUGCUAAGAAAGUGUUUAGAUCAGUGGUUCUCAACCUGGGGGCCAUGGCCCCCAAGGGAGCUACGGCGAGCUGUUAUAAAUUGCAC